This is a messenger RNA of Rotaria sordida, 309 nucleotides long. NCBI's taxonomy places the organism in Eukaryota, Metazoa, Rotifera, Eurotatoria, Philodinida, Philodinidae. The record is from the annotation of a GenBank genome assembly.
AUGAAUGAUGGUAUGAAUUGUUGUUCUGCAUAUUUCUAUACAAGAUUUACCAACGAUGAUACAUUGAUAGAUCUUGCAAUGAUGAAUUAUCCUGAUAUUGAGAAAAACGAGAAUUGUUCAUUAUCAAAUGAUGAUCAACCAUUAAGAAACCGUUUAAUAACAUUUACUACAGAUCAUUCGUUUUGGUUUCGUAUUUUCUUUUUAAUCAUCGUUAUUAUUAUUAUUUAUUUAUUUAUAACUAUUUAUUUAUAUACAUAUUUAUUUGUUCAAAAAGUUCUUGAUUCACAUAUUGAUAAGCCGUCAUCUUAA